Molecule: messenger RNA, 1879 nt
Organism: Rhodotorula graminis WP1
Lineage: Eukaryota; Fungi; Basidiomycota; Microbotryomycetes; Sporidiobolales; Sporidiobolaceae
Exons: 10
Coding region: 1-1833 (610 amino acids)
Biological process (GO): tRNA 3'-terminal CCA addition
Molecular function (GO): RNA binding; ATP:3'-cytidine-cytidine-tRNA adenylyltransferase activity
Source: RefSeq, a predicted model, not a curated record
AUGAGCGUCCCACCCGUCCUCCCCGCCAUCGUUCUCACCCCAGACGAGCACAAACUCGUCGACCUCCUCGUCGGGUGCGCAGACUGGGUCGACCACAACCCGCACCUCGUCGAUGCGCUCCGCCUCAAGGACGACGUGACGGGCGAGUGGGUCGGGCGAGAGAGGGGGGACGAGCCGGUCGAGCUGAGGAUUGCUGGAGGGUGGGUCCGCGACAAGCUCCUCGGCCGCCAGUCGGACGACAUCGACGUCUCAACCUCGCCCGACCCGAUCACGGGCCUCAAGUUCGCCAUGCUGUUCGAGCAGUACCUCGAGACUCUCGGCAAGCGCGACCUGAUGGGCCGCCUGACCAAGAUCGAGGCCAAGCCCGAGCAGUCGAAGCAUCUCGAGACGGCCACGGCGAGGGUGUGUGACCUGUCGGUCGACUGGGUCCAGCAGCGAGGGCAGGAGGUCUACACCGAGGGCAGCCGCAUCCCGACCGUCGCUUUCGGCACCCCUCUCGAAGACGCCGAGCGCCGCGACCUCACGAUCAACUCGCUCUUCUACAACCUGCGCACGCGCCUCAUCGAGGACCAGACGCAGCUCGGCCUCGCCGACCUCGGCUUUGUCCCCGGCAUGCCGCGCAAGAUCCGCAGCCCGCUCGAGCCCGUCAAGACGUUCCACGACGACCCGCUGCGCGUCGUGCGCGCCGUCCGAUUCGCGGCGAGGUUUGGGCGCGAGUGGGAGCUCGAUGCCGAGAUGGAGCGGGCAAUCAAGCGCGACGAGAUCAAGGAGGCGCUCCGCAACCCGCUCAAGAUCAGCCGCGAGCGCGUCGGCGCAGAGCUCGACAAGAUGCUCCUCGGUCGCGACCCGCUCUACGCCUUUGAGCUCAUCGAGCGCCUCGAGCUGCACCCGCUCAUCUUCCUCUACGAGCACGACAAGGUCUUUGCCGCCCCCGCACCACUGUCGCACAGCUCGGCAACCCCGCCUGGCGCGACCGCCCCGUCACCUGUCCUCGGGCCCGAUCCGAGCGAGCCGGCGCCGCCUGAACCCGACACGGCGCUCUCGGUCGCCGCCGCCGCCGUCCUCACCCAGCUCCUGUCGCCGUCACUCAACGCUGCCUCGCCAACACCCCUUCCGCCGCUCCACCCCACCACCCCUCUCCUGUCGUGCGUCUACCCGGGCACGGUCAAGCGCCUCUUCCUGUCGUGCGGCCUCUUGCCGCUGUACGCGCUCGCGACGCUCGACAAGGGCAAGGUCGUGUGGGUCGGCGAAAAGGUCGUGCGCGACGGCGUCAAGGGCCCGACGGUCGACAUUGCGUUCACCAAGCGCGCGAGGGAGGCGAUGGGAGGGCUCAGGGGCGCGGUGAGGGAGUUUGCGGGAGAGGAGGGGAGCGGGAGGGCGCUCGAGGAGGGCGAGCUGAGGGCCGAGAUUGGCAUGGUCAUGCGGCAUCCGUCGGUGCAUGACGGGCUCCACCAGCGGUGGAACGUGUCGCUCCUGUGGGCCCUCUGCGUCGACCUCGUCGAGGCGCGAGCAGAUCCGGCCGAGCAGGCUCGGCUCGUGCACGCCUACAACCGGUUCGUCGGCCUCAUCGAGGCGCACGAGCUGCACGUUCGCGCGUUCGACCAUCCUCUACUCGACGGCAAAUCCCUCAACGCCCUCCUCCCUUUCACCAAGUCCUCCCCCGCCAUGCCCUCGAUCCUCAACCUGAUCGUCCGCUUCCAGCUCGCCCACCCGGUCGCGACGAUCGCCGACGUCGAGGCGUUCUUGCGCGCGCAAGAGGACGAGUUGCGGGACCUCGUCGAGCGGUCAAAGCCGGCGCCCAAGGGCAAGAAGCGCAAGGGGGCGGCGGCGUAGAGCGCGCAAGGAGGAGAGAGAGUGCAGUGCAGAGGGUGCACGAGGG